AGCAAAAGGAUCUUUUCCGAUGUUGAUUCAACUAUUGCGCAACGCCCAGUUGCUGUUGAAGCAAAACGUGACGAAUGCCAAUCAUACUGUGCAGCACACAAUUUCAUCUCCUCGUUCAGGAAUCUAUCAAUGUAUCGCUAGAAAUGAGUAUGGCAGCAAACAAUCAUCACUCUACGCAACAGUAUCAGGUGUUGUUCCAACUGUUUCUGUUACAAGUCGCUCAUCAACAACGGCAGAUAAAUCUCCAUCGAUGCCACAAUCUACUGACUACGUGACUAUAUCACAGUCAAUUCCUCGAGCGCCAAGUACGUCAACUAGUUCCUCAUAUUCGUCUCAACUUACGAAUGCAACAUCUCAUAAUGUGCAAUCUACUUCUGGAAUGAAGUCUCCUAGAGUUACUAGUGCUCCAGUUACCGUCACACAAGCUAAUGCGUCAUCCGUGUCUCUAUCUAGUAGUUCUUCAACUCUCAACCUUCCUACCACUUCGACACUACGCACCAGCUCGUCUUCUCAACGAUCAGAUCUUAUACCAACGACAUCAACCGUUUUGCCAACGUCUCAAACCGCAUCACCUCCAUCCCAUCAUACAAACACUCCUUCCUCAUCAGGUGCAUCAAAGUCCCCUAGUGGAAAAGUGACGAAUGCAGCGACUACUGGAGAUGCAAGUAAAAGUACAACUAGGCCAGCAACAAAAACAAAGACACCAACACCUGCAAAAGAGUCUGACGGUCUACCAAUUGCAGUAGUUGUUGGUGGAGCUGCAGGUGGAGUCGUUGUCCUAAUUGUCUUUCUAAUCAUUAUCAUCGUCACUUGCUAUCGACGUAAACAAAGUUUUGCACUCGAGGAAGAUAAGCAACGGUCUCCAGUAGCAAGUGCUACCACAAUCGACAAUCCCACCUACUGGACAGCAACAACAAAUAGAGAAAAACUGAAACAAAGUCAUGUCGACAGCAGUGGAGAAACAGCUGCAUCCUCCUCAUGCGAAGAUAUUAACAAACCGACGGCUAUUGUUUCACCCGUGCAACGCUCCACUGCGACCGAAGACAACGGUAUAAGAAAAGAAGAUCAAUAUGAUGUUUUGGACCGAAAAGCAGAUGAUGAAGUGAUUGUUACAAAACAUGACGGUCUAGACAAACGUUACUCAAAGCUAGAAUACAGCAAAUACAACGUGUGUGAUCGAAAGAGGCAUGAAAUUCCUGUUACAACAGGAGGCGUUCCAUUAGGGGGUUACUCUGUAGUUAAGCGAAUGUCGGACAAGAGGCAGAAGAAUGCUGAUAGCAGUCGUUCAGAUGGUCAAUAUGAGAAAGCAGUGAUAAGUGGAGCUUACGAACUCGUUGGCAGAGCAAAGAAUCCUUCAUCAAACGUCCAAACACAAAGCGAUCUUGAAGAAGAUACCCCGUAUGCGGUACCAGACAAACCGAAACAAGCAGUAAGUGCGCAUUUGUCUGCGUCUUCUACGGAUGGUAGGCACUCUGAAGUUACUGCCAAAAAGCCAAAACAGCUCACACAACGUUUGUCUACAACAUCUGCAAGUGAACCAUAUGAAGAAGUCGUGCAGUCAGGUAGUACUAAAGAAGAAAAUCCUUACUCUCUACCGAGUGAUCACAAAGCUAAGGCUCGUAAGAAUACCGUGUCACCAAAAACUGAGUAUUCCUACGCCAAGCCUGAUUCCAAACGAGCAACGACGGUCGAAAGUGACCGCUUAGUGAUAGGAGAGGUCACGACAACAAAACAAGACGAUGAAGAAAGGCCACAAGGAAAUAGUGAAAAUCCCUAUGCUGCACCAGAUGAAGUAAAGCACAAGAACGCCAGAAGUGUUACACUCCCCAGUGAGUACUUCUAUGCGAAGCCCAAUGUCAAGAGAGAAAUGGAGAUAUCAGGUGACCGUUUGCUGACCAGAGCAGCAACAAUGAUGGCACAACAAGACGACACAGGCAGCAAACCAAAUGACAAGAACGAUGAGAAUCCAUAUGGUUUACCAGAUGAGAACAAAACGAGGACGACUCGCAAUGCUCCUCCAUCACUACCUCCACCAAAUGCACAAGAUUCUCGCACCCAACCAGAACAAUACGAUCAGUCUAACGCAGACAUAUCUGCUGGUAAAAGUGAUUCAUCUAUCUCUCCCAGCCAAUUCACUGCAGUAAAAGACACAUACGCAGUUGCCAAUAAACAAUCUAAGAAGAAACAGUCGACCGUGUCACACAUGUCAGUUGGUGACAGUGAAUACGCUGUUGCCAACAUACAAGCAAAAAGGAAACAGUCGACAGUCUCACACAUGUCGGUUGGUGACAGUGAAUACGCUGUUGCCAACAUACAAGCCAAGAAAAAGCAAUCAACAGUCUCACUUAGAUCAUUUGGUGACAGUGAAUAUGCUGUAUCGAGCAAGCUACCAUCAGGAAGUCCAAAAUCAAACCGAAAACCUGCAGUCGCAUCCAAACCAAAGCAUUACCAGACGGAAGGGACCGAAUAUGCUGUAUCCGCAAAGUCUCGCUCUUUGCCUCGCAAUGCGAUGAAUGCAACUGCUUCAUCGGUUCAAAAGAACGGAAAUUCUGACGUGAAGUAUACAGACGUGGAGAUUACAUCGUCGGAAACGAAGCGACACGUGACGUCUGAAGGAAACGUGGAGUACGCCACUAUUGACCAUACCAAGCACUGAAACAUUUAGUUAAUACAUUGACAUAAAUGCAGCUCUACUUGCACUCCAGUGCAAUAACUUUUCUAAAUUCUUGCUUUUUGUAUCGUAUAUAUUGCUCUGUUUAUCGUAUAUAUGUUGCUUUUGUCUGUUUAUAUACAAUCGUUACUAAUCAUUGUAUUACAAUCA
Corticium candelabrum is the source of this 2821-nucleotide messenger RNA. Its product is annotated as mucin-5AC-like. The transcript is spliced from 8 exons. Bases 20 to 2656 code for a protein of 878 amino acids. The record is from RefSeq and is a predicted model, not a curated record. Lineage: Eukaryota; Metazoa; Porifera; Homoscleromorpha; Homosclerophorida; Plakinidae.